Ictalurus furcatus (blue catfish) is the source of this 4660-nucleotide messenger RNA. RefSeq names its product zinc finger protein 800a (gene znf800a). The coding region runs from base 101 to 2335 and encodes 744 amino acids. The transcript is spliced from 6 exons. Lineage: Eukaryota; Metazoa; Chordata; Actinopteri; Siluriformes; Ictaluridae. The record is from RefSeq and is a predicted model, not a curated record.
GUCUCCACAUCCACUCGCCUAAAUCCUCCGCCGGAACUCCAAAGUUGUACCUCGCGAAGGCCAAGGCUAGGUAGAGCCUUUUAAGAUAGAGGUCUGCAAGAUGGAGGAAACUGGCACUGAAGUGACCCCAAACAAUGACAAGUGCUGUCAGACUGAAACACUGUGGCACUGCAGUUGCCAGCCGGCUCCACAACAAGAGGGCUGUGACCAACCACAAGUGCAUAUUAUUGAGCCAGGAGACCCUCCUCUACUUCAGCAGCAGCUCCAGACUUCUAAGUCAGGAAUCCAACAAAUAAUUGAGUGCUUUCGCUCAGGUACGACCCAGCUCAGGCACAUGUUGUUGAAGGAAGUUGACACCAUCUUUGAGUGCAGACUUUGCCGAAGUCUUUUCCGCGGUCUACCCAAUCUGGUCACACACAAAGAGUUCUACUGCUUUUCUGGACAUCAUGAGCAAGAUGAUUCUUCUGAACCAAACAAGCAGAACCAGGCUGUCAAAGAACUUCUUGAGGCAAUCUAUCCACAAAGAGACAAACAGGAACAUGUGAUUCAGCUUGAGACAAUAGAGACCAACCCCAAUGCUGUGUUCCAACACCUGUCUGCCGAGAAUUAUGAGAAUGAGAAUGUGACCAUGCCCACUAAUUCCGAUCAGCCAGACCCUGGACCGCAGAAACAACAUCGCCGCAAGUCUUCUGUAGCCCCAAAAAAGAUUGAACAGCAAGACAUAGAGGACACAGAUGACGACAUGGAUACGGCAUCUGACAAGUCUCCAGAUAGAGAAGAUGAAAAAUCUGAAGAAAUGGGCAACACAGAACAGGAUAAGAGGGUGGAAAAUGAAGAGGAAGCUACCCCUGAGAUGAAGGAAACAAGGAUAUCAUGCUGCCUGUGUCGAAAGGACUUCAGCUCGAGGAGCAGCAUCCGCCGUCACUGCCGCAAGAUGCACCGACAGAAGCUGGAGGAGUUGUGCAAGUUCACCGAAACACGCACAGUGCCCAUCAGCUUGCUGUCUAUGGUAAAGACCAAGCAUGCUGAAGAUCCUCCUCCAGCCACGGGCAAGAGUUGCCCAGUCUGCCAAAAGUCCUUUGCUACCAAGGCUAAUGUCCGUCGGCACUUUGAUGAGGUGCACCGAGGAUUGAAGCGAGACUGCAUUACACCUGACAUUGCCACCCGACCCGGCCAACCACUUUUGCUUGAGGGCUCACCAGUUACUCCAAAACAACCAAGCCCCUUUCCAAAGCCAGACCAGCAAGAGGUCAGUGUUACAACCUCUCGGUGUAGGCUGUGUAGAAGGAAAUACAGCUCGCAAAUCAUGUUGAGGAGGCAUAUGCGCAUUGUCCAUAAGGUUCACACAUUGGAAAAAGGCUCCUCCGCCAGCCGUGCUCUCUUCACCAGAAAAAACAAAACGAAGACUGAAUCUAAUAAGGAGAUUUGCUCUGAAAAAGGUGGUCUUCCUUCCAGUGCAUCUUCUUUAGCUAAUGCAGAUAAGAGCGUGGCAUCAAAGCCUAAAGUCACAGAGGAUAGUGGAAACCUCCCGUUAAGUUUUGACUUCAAGCAGAUGUAUUGUUGGCUAUGCAAGCGACAGUUCAGCUCCAGUCAGAACCUGACCAAACACAUCACCGAGCUGCACAUGGAUGGUAAUGACAGUAUUUACAUCAAAUUUUAUGGGUGUCCUAUCUGCAGAUACGAGUCGCGGCGGAAGCGGGACGUCAUCCGUCACAUUACUGUGGUUCACAAGAAGUCCUCUCGCUACCUGGCCAAGAUAAUGCCGAUCCUGGAGAGUCGUGCGGUGAAGAAACCAGCUGAGGUAGUGCUAAAUAGUAGUGGGAAGAGUGUGUCUUCAAAAGAGGACAGCUCUGGAAAGCACCACGGUCCAUCAUCCAGUACGCUAACAACUUCAGACCAAGCAACUCCAUCCGAAAUGAGUCAGCAAAACUCCUCCUGGUCGCCAGGUGUAAAGAAAAGCGAGUCCUCAGUCUACCCAAACACUCGAAAGAAUUCUGCUCUCACAUCUCUUAACACUGCGAAUCAUGAUCAGGAAUAUUCACAGUCCACCAAAGUAUGUAAACAAGAGAAGAAAGCUCAAGAGCCAAAGAAUCCGCAUGUUACCCGGAGCCACAAACCCACGAGAGGACCUCCCAUCACUAGAAGCCAGGAGUCUAGCACAGAGGUGAGGGUUACUAAGAACUUUUCUCUGCAUGGAUGUGAUAUGUGCAGUCGGGCAUUUGCCAAGAAGGUUUUUCUUGAGACGCACAGACGAAGCCAUAAGACCAAUGUCAAUACCCCAACUGGAGGCACUAAAGUACAGGGAAGGAGUACUCGGUCAAAGGCGCUGAUAUGAUAUUCACAUCCAUAUAAAUGACACAUGCUCACUGGAAUGUAUAGAUUUUCAGUAAAUAAAAACGCAGCAGCAGCGUAGUAACGGAAAGCUUUACCUGAAACAGAAUGGCUUUUAAGAGGAAGGAUCAACGCAAAUCAUGAGGAAAGGAACCUGCACGGAAUGUUCUGUUUUUGUACUGCAGAGGGCGCUGCGACCAAACCUUUCUUAUCCUCUAACACAGAAGUUAUAGAUUGUUCUCAACCAGUUGCAGUUACUGAAUUACAUGAAGGAUAUCUUUUUUUUUUCUUUUUUUUUUUUUUAGUAGUCUCUUGACACUUUACUUUUAAUGAAGUAUAUUUGUGCAUAAUACAGUUUUACUUAGUUACAUAUGAUUACAUAUGAUUACACAUCUUCAUUGUUGAUCACAACUCACAAAUUUUGCUCUAGACCAAUAGAAUUCCAACUAGAGAGCAUAGUCACCAAGGAAAUAUCAGUGUGUUCCCGUUGACGUGGAGUUGCAGUGAAAUUCUGCUCAAAUGAAAAUAGCUCAUAUAAAUCAGAUGACUCUGCUUGUAUAGUUGGAGAUAACUCAUUUGACCUGCUGUUUCUAAUCUAGUUGUCGCAGGGGUACUUGAGUUGAGGUGAUGCUUUAAAGUAGCUUAACAGUACAUUUAUUUUAUUUUAUUUUAUUUUCUGAUUAGUCAACCUUCUGACUUUCAUAGAAAUAUAGCUUAUUUAACAUUUUAAUUAGAUUUGCCUAAUGAACUAAUUGGUAAAAAAAAAACAACCCUAAACAUUGUACAUUCAAGUCCAUUUCUAUAUUUUUCUUGUUCUCGCUGAAAUGGAUCAGUGACUGAAUACUAGAACAGGUGAUGUACUUGUCUCUUCAUGUAACUGUUUGGUUUGCUUUUAGUUUACACUGCUCAGAUGUAAAAGCUUGCUUAACUGUAAAUGCUCUGCAAACACUUUGGGUAGAUAUUUGAAUGAAUUUUUUUUCCUUAAGCUCCUUUUAAUAUGUUAAUAUUGCAUAUAUAAGUAAGACUGCUUACAUAACAAAAAUUAAAAAAUGAAAGCUGCACUGUGCAGUUCUACUUAGCAAAUAGCUAGUUAAAAGCUAAAACAAAUAGGUGAGGAAUCCACCCUUUCUCUAUGCCCUCACUCCAAACUCAUGUAUGCACAUUACUUAAGAGCGCCUCACCCCCUAACCUUACACAUGCCCAAACCUUUCCUCUGGCAAAUCAGUGUUGCAUGGCUUACGUUUGCAGAAGUAGAGUAACGUUAAAAAGCUCAUAUUAUAUUUGAAAAUAAUAAGUAGCCAAUCAAUUGAAUUCAUGCGCAACAUGCAGCUAUUUUCUUAGAAGUGGUUAGACUGAACGCAGAUAAAAUUGUGCCUGGGGAAAGAAGCCAAUCCGUUUGACUGAGAAAUAACAUGGGAAAGAAUAUCACAAAAAAAAAAAGUCAUUUGUUUUUGGAAGCUGUUUAUUUUGCUUUGCACUGUGUUAAUCCAAGUGAACUUAACCCCUGAAAAUUCACAGACCUCAGAAGCAUUAGCUAAUUUAAAAUGAAUAAGGUGAUAAGUUUGUCUUGACCCUAUGUUUGGUUUGCACCACUAUGUUUAUGUGAAUGUGCAAAAUGAUUGACGGUCAUGAAGGGUCGCCUCUAUCUAAAAUGGAUACAUUUGGUGCAAAUGUGAUUUUAGUUCUUGAUUACAGGGACACUCACAGACUUUUUCUCAGAGAAUCUACAUUAAUGAUAGCAGUCAGAAUGUAAAAAAAAGUUUAACCUAUGUUUAAAGAAAAAUGACAGUGCAGCUUUAAUCCAUAUCUGCCAUUCCACAAUAAAUGAAAAUGCUGCUAAUGCUUUCGCAUUGUAACUACUGUUUGUGCUCAUGUUUCUGCUUCCCUUUAAUGAGUCAGUGCUGCUCAGGUUGUGCUAAGACAAGUUUUUUUAAAAGGAGUAUGACUGUUUGAUAAUAUCUAAUAAGAAGUUGGAACUGUGAUGAAAAGGUUAAUUAGAUACUACUGCAUCUGUUUUGUAUUAUGUUGCUCUUAUUAGCAAACAGUUUAAAAAAAAUAUAUCUAGACCUAAAAAUGUCCUUUGUCUACAUUAGUAUGUAAUGAUUAAUUACAGUUAUUUGAUCGAGUGUAAUGGGUGAAAUGAAGUACAGAUCUGUCUUGGCGUGCAUAACGAAUGCUUCUGCUUGAUAUUAUGUACUGUAUUUCUGAAAUAAGGUAUAACAUGUUAAAAGGUAAUUGGCAAGACUUGUACUGUAUAUAUAAAUACACUAUACUUGCAUUCCUAUCCCUGCUUCACUAGAAAUAACUUUGUUCAAAUAAAGAUUUUAAA